Messenger RNA from Notodromas monacha, 1083 nucleotides. NCBI's taxonomy places the organism in Eukaryota, Metazoa, Arthropoda, Ostracoda, Podocopida, Cyprididae. The record is from the annotation of a GenBank genome assembly.
AUGAAGCCUCUAAAGAAAUUGCCAGCAGGCUCAGAAACCAUUCGGGUUUUUGAAGACGUGGAUACUUGGGAUGAAAAAAUCAUCGGAAAUGGGAGACAACGAGCAAAGAUUGACCCUCGCAUAGCUGGCAAAAUCGACGUGACCUCAGAUGACUGGGAGAAACCCUACGUACCAGAUAAACAAGAAGACCCCCUGGGAAUAUUUUCAAACCCAAAACUGCCGCAAGACGACCCAGUGCUAGUGGAAUACAUCCGCCAACGGGUUCUCGUGCCUCCUUCGAAAAUGGACUACAAUCUCCAACGACCUGAAAUUCGAGACCCGUCCGAAGAAGAGGCAACCACGAAGUUCAUGAUGCCAGCAGGCUCAGAAACCAUUCGGGUUUUUGAAGACGUGGAUACUUGGGAUGAAAAAAUCAUCGGAAAUGGGAGACAACGAGCAAAGAUUGACCCUCGCAUAGCUGGCAAAAUCGACGUGACCUCAGAUGACUGGGAGAAACCCUACGUACCAGAUAAACAAGAAGACCCCCUGGGAAUAUUUUCAAACCCAAAACUGCCGCAAGACGACCCAGUGCUAGUGGAAUACAUCCGCCAACGGGUUCUCCUGCCUCCUUCGAAAAUGGACUACAAUCUUCAACGACCUGAAAUUCGAGACCCGUCCGAAGAAGAGGCAACCACGAAGUUCAUGAUGUCAUUGUUGGACUCAAACUUGCAUUCUCAUCACGAAAAGGUGCGGCGUGGCAGAAACGGCGAAUCCAAAAAUGAUACGGGUCAACGAGUGUUCUUCGAGGCGGGUGCCCUGGACGGAGAAAUCGCGUCUCGGACUCUGUUCCUGGAACGAUUCAAGGGCUGGACAGGACUCACUGUGGAAAUGACCCUGCCCAACAUCAAACGUUACCUGGCCAAGCAUCGCAAGGCCUGGUUCGCCCCCGUGUGUCUGUCCCCGGAACCCAGACCCGUCAAGAAGCAAAUGCGCUUCGCCUACGACCCCAAGGACCCGUGGCUCGAACGCACGGGCACCAUCAACAAGCACAAGUUCGACGUGGCUGACAAACGAGUCUUGUCCUCCCGACUCUACAUUUACACC